AACGCUCUUCCGAUGCCGCACGUCCAACUUCUCCGCCAGGUCACCCCAUCGCCGUCGGUCGUAUAGCGCCACCACCUGCUAAUGUCCGCAUCUGGCAACCUGUAUCCCUCUCCUGUCUCCGAGUUGCGACUGUGCGGGUCCCCAUGACAGGGUCGGAUUCCCGUACUCCCAAGCCACGAGGUUGCUUCCAAUGCUCCAAGCGCCGGAUUAUCUGCGACAGAGGCGAACCGACAUGUCUCAAGUGUGCGAAGAAGGGGAUUGAGUGCUCCGGGCUGGGACGGUUCCGUUUCACUGCCGGUGUGGCCAUGCGGGGGAAGUUGAAGGGGUGUACUAUUCCUGUGCCCAAUGCCGACCCGGAGGCCGUAAAUAAACCCGCCUCGAUACAUACUGGUGCUUCUGUGCGAUGGCGUGAUGGGGGAAAUAGAGUAGCCAAGAAGCACAAGCUGCGAACGAGCGGGAGUGCUGCGGUGAAUCUCGGUCGCGAAGGGGUCGCGGCUGUUUGGGAGGAUCCAGAAUGGGAUAGACGUAUGCAAAUGGUGUGCCAGGCAGGCGGGCAGGAGAAGGUAGUGGGCCGUACCGGAGAUGCCAUGCAAACUUCGAUAAUGGGGAGCGAGGAGUUCCACUCGAGAUCCGGCGUGAACCUUCAUUGUGCUGCUCCUUCAGAACAGCUCGUUCAAAAUGACCUGCCAGAGGGCACGCUGAGCCCGUCUCUCCAGCCAUGGAUCGCACCAAUGGAUGCCAAAACCCGGCAGCUAUUCGAUUACUUCGCCCAAGUCGUUGCUCCGGUCAUGGUAGUGCUCGACAUAUCGAACGGAUACCGCGAUAUCUUGCUUCCCAUGGCCUUUGAGAACGAGCUUCUGCAGGAAGCGAUCGUGGUGGUGGCCACACAACAUCUUGUCCCGAGACAGCCUGUCCUGCAAGAAGCAGCGGAAUCACGACGGUCGGCAGUCAUUUCUCGCUUACGGCAUGCGUCUCAGAUCGAUUCACCCGAUAUCGUCUUCAAUCUCUCGACCUGGGCGACUUUGAUCGUGCUUCUCGUGGGGGAAACCGUCACGGGAAGUCCCGAGUACAUCCACCUACUCCGAACCCUCCUCACCCUGUCCAGGAGCAUCACCACCCCUGGAACCUCCCCACUACAAGAAUUCCUCGCGAAGCAAACAGAAAUGUUCGCCUUCCUCGGCCAGCCCCUCCUCAACGAGACCCAAGGCCUCGAAUGCCUCCGAAACCCCAUCGACCCCGGCGUGUGGAUGCCCUCCGGCGUCAAGGCACACCACACUGAAACCCUGUCUCUCGUCAAGCAGGUCAUUUGCAAGGGGGUGCAAAUCUACCUGCAGCGAGCAAUCACAAACCAAAACUCGUGGCACACCCUGGAAGACCUCCGCCAGCUCCUUUGUCACAUCGACCCUGCAGAACCCGGCGCGCAUGGCUUUGUCUGGCCCUGCUUUAUGGCGGCCGCGGAUAGUACCGAUCCUGCCCAUCGGGAUUUUUUCGCUCGCUACAUGGAGCGCAUCUAUUCGAAGACAUUGUUUCACAAUAUCCCCCGCGCCCUUGCCGUUUUACCCACCAUCUGGCAGCUGCAAGGGCCAGGGAAGUGGACGGAGAUUUUGCCAAGGAUUUCGCCCGUCUUGAUUAUGUGAGGAAUCGUCCGGGGUGGUGCGUCGGUUGAUGCGGGUCACAUUCCUGUGGUUUGGGCUCAUUUUUUUGUUGGGUCGGGGGAAGGGCAUGUUUGGGAUUCGACUGGAGAUUCAAAUUGAAUCGCUGCGGGAAAAGGGAGCACUACCCGCUAUUCGCUCCUGGGUCGGAAAACCUUUGUUCCACCGCUGCUGCUCCUUUCUGUAAAGGCGGCAUGUUCCAGAAGCUAUAGGCUUGCUUGGGACGAAGAGUAGAUACAGUGAGUGUCUUGGAUCAGGUAU
This is a messenger RNA of Aspergillus heteromorphus CBS 117.55, 1913 nucleotides long. RefSeq names its product Zn(II)2Cys6 transcription factor. Gene Ontology annotation, biological process: positive regulation of transcription by RNA polymerase II. The transcript has 2 exons. Gene Ontology annotation, cellular component: nucleus. The record is from RefSeq and is a predicted model, not a curated record. Bases 144 to 1637 code for a protein of 497 amino acids. NCBI's taxonomy places the organism in Eukaryota, Fungi, Ascomycota, Eurotiomycetes, Eurotiales, Aspergillaceae. Gene Ontology annotation, molecular function: transcription cis-regulatory region binding; DNA-binding transcription factor activity, RNA polymerase II-specific; zinc ion binding.